Suillus fuscotomentosus is the source of this 1083-nucleotide messenger RNA. RefSeq lists its product as uncharacterized. The record is from RefSeq and is a predicted model, not a curated record. Bases 1 to 1083 code for a protein of 360 amino acids. Lineage: Eukaryota; Fungi; Basidiomycota; Agaricomycetes; Boletales; Suillaceae. The transcript has 2 exons.
AUGCCACGUGCAUGCCCCCAGCCUCGAUCUGUAGACUAUGGGAUGAAGCUAUCAUCUCUGAUGUCUGCACCCAAGAUUAACGAUGUUCCUAUCAUGGAUGUACUCACUGAAAGGGAACUCGAUGGUUUAAUUGUACAGGAACCUGAUCCUGUCAAUAAUGGGCACCUCAGUCAUGUACUUUCCUUGAUAUUCAAAAACUUUAGCACUACAAUUCCCCUUGCAAACUCGCUUACUGUUUCUUUAAAUAAAAUACCCCUCUACUUUCGUAAUCCCAGGAUCAAUCAAAAGUUCACCAACAAGGGCGAAACCGAGUCAGUGUCACUGUACGAUACUGUGAAUCACUGUUGGAACUGGGCGCUUCCGACACAUGAGCGGCGUGCUAGCAAGUCACCUGACAAAAGUGGGCAGGAUCUCAGAGAGGAUGCAGAGGACGAGGAAGAAGAAGACAAAGGGGAUGACAACGAGGAUGUAGCAGUCGACAUAGAUGACGACUCACUGGCAGACCUCGGCAAGAACUCGCCUGAUGUUGGCACAGCGCUGGCUGGACCAAUGCCAUCAUCAAACAAUGAUGAGACAAACUUCGCAGGGUUCUUCAAUGCUGUUGCCGUUGCCCUCGCUGCAGCAAAUGAAAAACUCACCCAUUUCAAUCCCAGUGGAGUGGUACACACAUGGAGCAGUGCGAACUCCACGCGCCCAGUCAAAGAUGACGAAAUCAAGCGCAAACCUGACCUGGCCUUACUAGAUGAUGUGGAGGCUAGGUGGGAUACGAUCAAGGCGACACUUCAGCCUGGCCAGCUCCAACAAUCUUCCACCUUCACUCACCCUACCACCGGAGCCACCAAACACGAUCCUAACCAACAGAAUGAGAACAUGCCUACCAUCCUUGAGAGUGUGCCAAUGGAAAGCGCAGAUGAUCCCAUAUCAGAGGGUCCUGAGCCAUUGGUUCUGUCCAAAGAAGAUUUCCCGCCUGACACUCUUGAAGAUCCUAAAGACCCUCCCCUUGAAGAACUCCUCCUCCAUGAAGGUCUCCCUAUGCUCCUUCCUGUAGAUCCCCUCCUCGCACCUCUUCCAGAGCUGAAAUAA